This is a messenger RNA of Chanos chanos (milkfish), 1998 nucleotides long. It is a transcript of the gene dact3a, whose product is annotated as dishevelled-binding antagonist of beta-catenin 3a. The record is from RefSeq and is a predicted model, not a curated record. Lineage: Eukaryota; Metazoa; Chordata; Actinopteri; Gonorynchiformes; Chanidae. Bases 1 to 1998 code for a protein of 665 amino acids. Gene Ontology annotation, cellular component: cytoplasm. The transcript is spliced from 5 exons. Gene Ontology annotation, biological process: negative regulation of canonical Wnt signaling pathway.
AUGGGGACUAGACGUAGUCUAGCGAAAACUGAAGAUACCGUUAUUCCGAGAAAGGGAUUAUCAGCGAUGCACCGCGCAUUCUCAUUUCCAAUGACAGCGGAAAGGAGUCGAAAUAAGGAGCGAUUAGAGGCAAGCUUAGCCGGGCUUUUUGAACUGGAAUUGUUGAAACAGCGCCAGGAGUGCCUUGUUCUAAACGCUUUAUCCCUCGGGGACACUGUUCCGGGGCGUCCGGCAUGGGGUGACCUCCAGCCUCCGCGAUCUCCCCCAAACGCACCAAACCGGGGGCAAGACGACUUGACUUUGAGGCGCCAGCUGUGUACACCAUGGGGGCUGAUGUCAUCACUGGAGCAACAGGUCGGGGAACUGAGAGUGGACGCAGAGUCAGCCUCAGUGGAGCCCCCUACUGAUGUGGAGGACAGCCGACCAAGUUCAGGCUUCUAUGAGCUGAGUGAGGGCCAGUCUCCAGUGGGUCUGUCUGACUCGUCUGGCUUUGUGGACAUCUCCCCCUGCAACGCCCGCGCUAUUCGCCUCGCCUACGCUAACGACAGACCCAAAUCAGUGGGUGAUGUCUUUGUGGCCAACCGUGAGGGAUCUCUUGAAUCAGGGGCUCGUUCCAUGGUCCCUCGCUCCUUCUCUGCACCAUAUCCCUCGUUGGAGGGCAUUGCCGAGGGGGUUGGGGAGGAUGAGUCAUGGCCUUGGGACCCCAGUGACGUGUCGGGUGUGGAAGGAGAACCCACAGCUGAGGAUUAUCGGCAGGCACAUCGUGUGGAAUCCUACAUCCUGGGUCUGAUCCAGCGCCGCUCACUACCGGUAAGGCCCAGUAAACCCCGCACCAGUUUAGGCCCAGAGGUUCGAGGCGUGGUCCGUCAGAGCAGCCUCUGCCGCAAGGAGCCCCCCUUCACACAAGAGCACCGCAAUGCUUCUCCCAACCCAGAGGGCUCCACCUGGGCGUCAACCAGCCUUGAUGAAGAGCACUACAGUAGCAUGGCUCACGCCCAUGAGGACCAGCUUUCUGUGCGGUACCCCAGGCCCCGACAGGCUGUGAUGGCUGGAAUACGUUCCGCUUCCCUCGACUUUCCAUGCGGAGGACCGGCAGAUCCGAGCGGCAGCGAGGCUGAUUCACCCCAACGUUUCCAGAGCUAUCCGACCCCCCACUCACCAUCCUCGGACGAGCAGUUGGUUAACGCCCAGUACAUCCCAGCUCAGCCCUGCCAUGCCCCAACCAGAGCCACAACUCACAGAUCUCAGGCACCCCUCAAAUGCAGCCGCAACACCUACUCCCCUGAGAGAGCUCCGCCGAAGCCGCGGGUCAUGUCGAAGAAAUGUAGAUUCACAGAGGAGCGAGCGGCCGGCAAGAAACCCGGCCGCAAAGCCUGCCGAUCCCAGUCCGAGAACAGUCUGCUGGGCCAACGCGGAGUGUCGGAACGCAAAUAUAACACGGUAGAGAGGGACGGCGUCCGGCCCAGCCAACCUAAAGCCAAACGGCCACCGGCAGGUACUACAGGAUACCGACGUUGGCGCUCCACUUUGGAGCUCAGCCAGGAUGAAGCCGAGCCCCCGGCGGAGCAAAGUUCCCGACGCUCUCGCAAGCCUCGUCCCGCGCCCCCACCCUACACGUAUGUCCAAGGACCAGCUCACCAUCCCCAUCACCACCACCAUCACCACCACACUCCACACCAUCAGGCAGAUUACCUCGAGCGCGCUCCCAUCUGCCGACCUGAGGACGGCUACGGACACCCUCCCCCGGGUGACUCGGAGUCCAGCCUCAGUGAAGCGGACUCUCCAGGCUCCAGUUCACUUUCCAGUGACUCUGAUGAGAGUGGUGGGCUUGUGUGGCCUCAGCAGUUGCCUCCUCAACUAGCCUCUCAAUCACCCUCUGCACCAUCUGGAGCACCACUGCAGCCCAAAGCCUUUGUCAAGAUCAAGGCCUCCCACGCUCUCAAGAAGAAGAUCCUUCGCUUCCGCACAGGUUCCCUCAAGGUCAUGACCACCGUCUGA